GGAUAGGUGUGGGAGGUAGAACGUAGAGCGAAACAGUUGAUUUCUGAGAUGGAGCCAUCUGAUAUUUGUUGUAUCACCGAAAACCGUUCAGAUCGAUACCGGAAUCGUGGAGCCUUUUAUACCGCUUCCCAAACGCCAUUAUGAUCCUCGAGCCACGAUGCAGUCCAUACUCACUGAUCACAACAAGAACGCGACGGGCGUGUCGAAGAAAGUGUCCGGGAGUGAGCAGCAGGACGGAAGGGACUCCCCCGUGCCGUUAGAUUCGAGCAGCACCCCCUCCUGGGACGGAUCCUUGCCUGUGCCCGCAUGGACCGUCAGACAUGGUCCCUGUGUUGUCUUCGUACUGUCUAUCGUAUGUUUUGUGAACAGCCUGUGGGGAGGCUUUGCAUUCGACGAUUCCGAAGCAGUCGUCAACAAUGCAGACGUCAGGCUUGAGACCCCGGCUUGGAAGGUGUUCGAGAAUGACUUCUGGGGCACACGACUGCAACUUCCUUCGAGCCACAAGUCAUAUCGACCGCUUACCGUCCUGACGUUCAGGCUGAACUACUGCUUGGUUGGAGGCCUUUAUCCUUUUACAUUCCAUGCAACCAACGUUCUCCUUCAUGGCAUCGUAUCCACGCUGAGCAUCGCCGUAUUCUGCCGGCUGCUCGACGGAGCUCCUAAGGCAUCGCUACUCUGCUCAAUCUUGUUUGCAGUCCAUCCAAUACACACAGAAAAUGUAGCCGCUGUGGUGGGAAGAGCGGACCUGCUCUGUGCUUUGUUCUUCUUUUUGUCACUUCUGUGCUUUGCACAGGCAUGUUCUCAAGAUGUCAUCACACAGAAACCACAUGUCAUGUGGUUGUGGUUAUUUGGGUGCGCAGCCAUGGGCAUAAUCUCUAUGCUUUGUAAAGAACCAGGAAUCACCAUAUUUGGAGUAUGUUUCGUCUAUGACGUGAUCAUCGUAUGUAAAAUAGACAUUUCAUAUUUUUGGACAUCUCAAAGUAAAGUUUCAAGGACUAAGAAAUCUGUUUUAUCUUUAAUACAACGUCAAACAGCGCUAGCUCUAGUAGCAUGUGCUGCACUAGCACUGCGGUGGAGGGUCAUGGGAUCUGCGUCGCCUAUUUUUCAGAAGAUAGAUAAUCCUGCCUCAUUUGAAGAUAGUAUGUUGCUCAGAGUUAUAAACUACAACUACGUGUACUCCCUUAAUGCGUGGCUCUUAGUCCAUCCAUUGUGGCUCUGCUUUGACUGGUCAAUGGGCUGUUUGCCCGUUAUCCAAUCACUAUGUGAUCCUCGCCUGAUAGCGGUGGCGACUUUUUGGGCACUUGUGGCCUCGUUGUUGUACUCUUCUCUCUUUGGUAGGGACAAGAGAAGCUCUAGGGCUUUGAUAAUGGCAUUAGCACUAACUGUGAUUCCAUUUUUACCUGCAUCCAACCUCCUUUUCCGAGUUGGCUUCGUGAUUGCGGAACGGGUUCUGUAUCUGCCAAGCCUUGGGUUUUCUAUGUUAGUGAUAAUAGGACUUUCGCGGAUAGCUUCAGUUUUGAGGAACAGAAAGCUGCUCCAGCUUGCAAUUAUGGUUGUGGUUCUGACAUUUGCUGCAAGAUCAAUUCAGAGAAGCUACGAAUGGCAAUCUGAAGAAAAACUGUUCAGGUCUGGCCUGAAGGUAUGCCCACUAAAUGCCAAGGUACAUUACAACAUAGCAAAAAAUGCGGGCGACAACGGCCAGAGGGACCUGGCAAUAAAGGAGUACAGAGAAGCGUUGAAGUUGUAUCCCGAUUAUGACCAAGCUAUGAACAACUUGGCAAACAUCCUCAAAGACAUGGAACAGCUACCCGAAGCAAAGCUGCUCCUUGAACGCGCAAUUGAAAUCAGGCCUGACUUUGCUGCAGCGUGGAUGAACCUGGGCAUCGUGCAGUCAAGUCUAGGUCUGCUACGGGACGCGGAGAAAAGCUACGCGACUGCUAUCAGGCAUCGGAGGAAGUAUCCGGACUGCUUCUACAACCUCGGAAAUUUGUACCUAGAACAAAAACGGUACGGUGACGCGUACAACGCAUGGCGGAAUGCAACGGCAUUACGUCCCACUCACCUGGUCUCGUGGAACAACUUGGUAAUCAUGCUGGACAAUCAAGGCCUGGAAAGGGAAGCAGAACGAAUUGGCCUUGAGGGACUUGCUCAUUUGCCCUACGAACCAUCUUUGCACUUCAACCUGGCUAAUUCUCUUGGACGUGCUGGUCACUACCAGCGGUCUGAGCACCACUUCUUGCAGGCUAUCAAUUUCAGCCCAAGCAACCCUGCUUAUCACACCAAUCUUGGUGUGCUCUAUCACCGUUGGAAGAAGUAUGACAGAGCAGAACAGUCGUACCGUCGAGCGUUACAACUGAACCCUGACCUGAAGAGUGCCAAAGAAAACCUUGACAUGCUUUUGAAGAACACGAGGAACAAGGGCCAAGAUUCAUUAGAAGGGAAAAAGAAAGACACCUGAACAAAUUUUGUUUUUGCGGAAUAUGUGCAUAACAGUCCCCAUCUACCAAUCAACACUGUCGUAACAGAACUGCGACCGUUAGCACCUGCCACAUCCAGUCAAUGGCCGUGUCAGCCUGUGCUGACAUGAUUUACCACUCCUUGCCAUCUACAGAAAAGGACUCUUACCAUCACCAGCAAAAACAACUCCGACAUGUGUCGCUCACCAUUGUGAAGGUAUUACGGUUCCUUUUUUUACUUUUUUAACGCCUACAUUCCAAAUGUGCAAAGAGAAGUGUAAAACACACUUAUGUUACAUAUCUGCAUCAUACUGCCCGUCCACUCAUGGUUGCUUAGAAGUGCAAGUAGGCGGUUUAUUGUGCUACGAGAAUUGGGUGUAACAGAGACAAUAAAAUUUCUUAUUGAUUAUA
Messenger RNA from Ornithodoros turicata, 2867 nucleotides. It is a transcript of the gene Tmtc4, whose product is annotated as protein O-mannosyl-transferase TMTC4-like. Gene Ontology annotation, cellular component: endoplasmic reticulum. Gene Ontology annotation, biological process: endoplasmic reticulum unfolded protein response; protein O-linked glycosylation via mannose. The transcript has 15 exons. Bases 158 to 2458 code for a protein of 766 amino acids. Lineage: Eukaryota; Metazoa; Arthropoda; Arachnida; Ixodida; Argasidae. The record is from RefSeq and is a predicted model, not a curated record. Gene Ontology annotation, molecular function: mannosyltransferase activity; protein binding.